AUGUCUCCCAAGGACAAGAUCACUCCCACAACGAGCGACGAAAUGAACCUCACUAAAUUCAAAGUCGGCGAUGCUCACCUGUCACAGGGCGUUUCUCGCAUGGAAGCUGUGCACCGCGAGGCCAAGAAGAACCGCAAGUUGCUCUGGCUCGUCGCGAUCUCUGUGCUGCAACACAGCUCCAUCCUAUCGACCCUAUCUAUCGCCACGAGCAUCAUCAGCGCCGUCAGCAAGCCUUUCAUCGCCACAAUCCCCAAUAUUGCCUCCCGUCCAUACACCUACAUCUUGACCUUUUGGUUCUACGUGAUCGGCUACGUGAUCGCUGCGUCCUCCAAGACCAUCUCCACUUAUAUUGUGGGUGAGAUAUUUGUUGCUAUCGGAAGUUCUGGCCCCAACCUGACGUACGACAUUAUUGUCGCCGACCUAACGCCUUUGGAGUGGCGUGGAUUCGCCGGUUCUACGUUGUCUACCCGGGUCAUCAUCAACACUUAG
Messenger RNA from Penicillium argentinense, 489 nucleotides. Its product is annotated as siderophore iron transporter. NCBI's taxonomy places the organism in Eukaryota, Fungi, Ascomycota, Eurotiomycetes, Eurotiales, Aspergillaceae. The transcript has 2 exons. The record is from RefSeq and is a predicted model, not a curated record. Gene Ontology annotation, molecular function: transmembrane transporter activity. Gene Ontology annotation, cellular component: membrane. Gene Ontology annotation, biological process: transmembrane transport. The coding region runs from base 1 to 489 and encodes 162 amino acids.